AUGGAGAGUGACUUUUAUCUGGGUUACUACGUGCGUCACAAGGGCAAGUUCAGCCACGAGUUCCUAGAGUUUGAGUUCCGACCGGACGGGAAAUUGAGAUAUGCCAACAACAGCAAUUACAAAGAUGAUGUCAUGAUCAGAAAAGAGGCAUAUGUACAUAAAAGUGUAAUGGAGGAACUGAAGAGAAUAAUUGAAGACAGUGAAAUUACCAAAGAGGAUGAUGCUUUGUGGCCUCCUCCUGACCGAGUAGGCCAGCAGGGGCUCGCAACUGUCAUUAGAGAUGAACACAUUUCUUUCACAACAUCAAAAAUCUGUUCUCUUAUUAAUGUCAAUCAAUCCAAGGAUCCAGAAGGCCUACAAGUAUUUUAUUAUCUUGUCCAGGACCUGAAGUGUUUGGUCUUCAGUCUUGUUGGAUUACACUUCAAGAUUAAGCCAAUCUAG
This is a messenger RNA of Hyaena hyaena (striped hyena), 441 nucleotides long. RefSeq names its product protein mago nashi homolog. NCBI's taxonomy places the organism in Eukaryota, Metazoa, Chordata, Mammalia, Carnivora, Hyaenidae. The record is from RefSeq and is a predicted model, not a curated record. The coding region runs from base 1 to 441 and encodes 146 amino acids. The transcript has a single exon. Gene Ontology annotation, biological process: RNA splicing. Gene Ontology annotation, cellular component: nucleus; exon-exon junction complex; catalytic step 2 spliceosome.